Molecule: messenger RNA, 1668 nt
Organism: Sclerotinia borealis F-4128
Lineage: Eukaryota; Fungi; Ascomycota; Leotiomycetes; Helotiales; Sclerotiniaceae
Source: the annotation of a GenBank genome assembly
AUGGCACCCAUACCCGGAAUCCUCUAUGUCACCAUGCAACCUGAAGAAUCUCUUACUGAUUCCCAAUUGCACGACUGGUACAAUAAUGAGCAUGGACCUCUACGAUUGCGUCUCCCCUUCGUCACAAACGGUUUUCGUUACUGUGCAACCGAUAUAUCAUCUUCCACUCCUGCCUCUCCAUCGCAUCCAGAAUGGAUGGCCAUGUACGAUGUCACCGACAUGGCUGCCAUGAACACCGAAACCUAUCUUCGACUCCGCGGGCCCAAGGUCAAGACCGAUAGAGAAAAGGAAGCAAUGGCACAGAUAAAGGUGGAUAGAAAGCUCUAUGAUUAUAUAAGUGGCAUGGAAAUAGACGGAUAUAAGAAGGUGGAGGAAGUGGGGUAUGAGGAGGGGAAUUACGUGGUUGCGUUCACGGCUGAAAUCAACGAGGAAGUAGAAGAAGAAUACAACAAGUGGAUGGUAGAGGAGCAUCUGCCAAUGUUAUCGAAGAUCCCGGGCUGGAGACGUACGAGACGUUUUGUUACAAGCAGCAUACUAGGAGGAAAAGAAGGAAAGGAAUAUUUGAACAUUCAUGAGUUCGCGACUCAAAACGCUGCGUCAGGGGAAGGAAUCAAAACUGCGAUAUCAACGGAACGGUCUCAGAAGAUCAUCGCAACUGCUUUCAAAACCCAAAAUGCCAGGCACUAUGGUUUAUACUAUACAUUCGGUGCCGCUCCUCGAGAUAUCUCCAACUUCUCCAAAUCUUAUUCAACGAGUUGGAAAUCGAUUGACGAGAAGACAAGUACUGGACCAAACGAUAUUGCAGAAGGCGGAGUAAUCGAAUCAUACCUCACAACGCCAGAUGGGGUUGAUCUCGCAUACCGACUUGAAGGAUCCUCCGACCCGACAUCUCCUCUUAUAAUUCUCAGCAAUUCUAUCCUCGUGACCUAUUCAAUAUGGACCCCCUUCAUCCAAGCAUUCCUUGCAUCACCCACCGGCCAGAACUACCGCAUUCUACGCUACAACGCCCGUGGCCGCACAUCGAACCCUGGCUCUCUGCCCGUAACCAUCGACCUCCUCGCUUCAGACAUCAUUAAUAUCCUAGACACCCUCCGCGUUCCCAAAGCCGCCUGCUUAAUCGGGGUCUCACUCGGUGGUGUUACCGUUCUGAACACUGCUCUCAAAUACCCCGAUCGCGUCAAUGCUUUCAUAUCCUGCGACACAAAUGCCUUUGCUCCUCCCUCCAAUCCCAAAGCCUGGGAUGAGCGCAUCGCCAUGUCCGCAGCCGAAGCUGCCUUAUCGCCCGACGAUGAACACAUUGUAGGAUCGAAAUUAGCGGAAGUCACCACGCGCAGAUGGUUCGUGGCCGAGAAUUACGAGAAUGAGACAUUGAAGAUGAGAUUCGGGGAUGUGAAGAGGCAGGUUGAGGGAAAUAGUUUUAUUGGGUUCAAAAAGGGCGUGAAAGCACUUUAUCAGUAUGAUAUUAGAGAAGAACUGAAGAACCCGGGUGUGGAGAAGGCCUUGUUUGUGGUUGGGGGCAGCGAUGGUGUUUUGCCAAAGACGAUGAAGGAGAUGGCGGGGAAUUAUGGGAAGGGCGUUGAGUGUAAGGUCAUCGAGGGAGCGGGUCAUCUUCCGAUGGUUGAGAAGCCGGGGGAAUUUGCUGAUCUUUUAGUGAAGUUUUUGGAGUGA